UGCAACGCGCGUCUCAAACUUCUUGCGCGGGGAUCCUUCGCGCCCGCUCGCCCAGGCUCCGCCUACCCUGCCCCAGGCCCCACCACCCGGGGACGCCACCAGCGGCCUCGAGCUCCGCCCACUCCGCCCCGCGAACCCACGUUGCGCUUAGUGCGCCGACGUCUUCGCUGAAGCCCGCCCGCGGGGCUCUUCCAGUCGGUUCGCCUCAGGCCUGUGCCGAGGCCCGCCAUGGAAGGGGACGUUUCCGCCGCCGCAGCCGCCCACUACCAGCCGGCCAGUCCCCCGCGGGACGCCUGUGUCUACAACAGCUGCUACUGUGAAGAAAAUAUUUGGAAGCUCUGUGAAUACAUCAAAAACCAUGACCAGUAUCCUUUAGAAGAGUGUUAUGCUGUCUUCAUAUCUAAUGAGAGGAAGAUGAUACCUAUCUGGAAACAACAGGCAAGACCUGGAGAUGGACCUGUGAUCUGGGAUUACCAUGUUGUCUUGCUUCAUGUUUCAAGUGGAGGACAGAGCUUCAUUUAUGAUCUUGACACUGUCCUGCCAUUUCCCUGCCCCUUUGAUACUUAUGUGGAAGAUGCCUUUAAGUCUGAUGAGGACAUCCAUCCACAGUUCAGAAGGAAAUUUAGAGUGAUCCGCGCAGAUUCAUAUUUGAAGAACUUUGCUUCUGACCGAUCUCACAUGAAAGACUCCAGUGGGAACUGGAGAGAACCUCCUCCAUCAUAUCCCUGCAUUGAGACUGGAGGAAACCUUCCAAGGCAGUUUCAUCUCCUGGCCAGGCCCCAGCCCAACUUCACUUCAGGGAGAGUUGCUGUCAUCAGGCUGGGGGAAGGUGGCAGAGAAAGACUGAGGCUGGUUUUUAAGAUUAGUACUGUUGAUCCAAGGCUGGACGUCAGGAACUGACCAAAUGCCCACAAAGAGCGGCAAGAAGUCAAAACAUCAGCAGAGGCCACGUCCACAGGCGGUGACCAGACAGGCUGUCCUCUGCCUUUCCAGUUCAGCUCUGUCACCAACCAGCGCGUGACGGUCGAGAGAGGAGUGAAAAAUGGCACAAAGGGACUGGCUAAACCGUUCCUUUAUCUCCUUGACCAACAACGAGAUUCAGAAGGCCAAGCCCAGGGUCUAUUAAUACCCCGAGCCUCACAUGACCAACACAAAGCAAGAUGAAAGAAAACAAAUGUCUUGAGUCGGCUCUGGGAAGGGUAGUGACUCAUCAUGGGGUGGGAGGAGGGCGGGCAGAGCUCUGCCUGAAAUCCAUCCAAAACCCCCAUUUCAUGUGACUACCAUCUCAUGAGGGCGUCAGUUUCAAUCUUGUCUAAAAAUGCACCAAUCACAAGGACACAAAAAUUCUCAAGGCUGUGACUAUGCAUUUGAGGGGAAACAAAAAAGCUGUUUGGUCUGACUGAGAUGAUCUUUGACUAAGGAAGAGAAAGAUACAGAAGCAAAAAUCGAUCAACUGUCAGGAGAAUGACACGUCAGCCACCUUCUGUUUAUUCCGGUGUCAAAGGAAAGUCCUUCUUUUCACUGUCCGGCAGCCUUGGGGUCAGGAGAACCCCAGAAUAGGAGCGGACCUGGAUGCUCUAGCUGGGUGACCUUUACAGUUGUCAUUCACUUAGCAAGUAUUUUCUGCAUGCCCAUUCUAUCCUAGUGUUGUGAUAGGUGAUGCGGAUAGAGACACACGAUCCCUAGACUCACGGAGUUUACCAUCUAGUCUGUGGUGUAAGUCAUUUAACCUCCCAGAACCCCAGUUUCUUCAUUUCUAAAGUGGAAAUAAAAAAAGACUACCUACUUCACAGGGUUGUUAUGAGAAGUAACUGAGAUCAGUAUGUAAAAACCCACUGUAAAUACCAAAUACAAGGCAUUAUUAUUAUAAGGUAUUAUUUCUUCUCCUUCCAAACCACAUUCUUUUAGUGAAGUUUAAAGUGGAUAUCAAGGGUUAUCUUUUCUGUAAAGCUUUUUCUGUAAAGGGCUAGAUAGUAAAUAUUUUAACCUUUGGAGGUCAUAAGGUCUCUGUUGCAACUAAUUAACUCAGCAACUGUAGUACAAAAGCAGCCUUGGACAGUAUGUAAAUGAAUAAG
This is a messenger RNA of Lagenorhynchus albirostris (white-beaked dolphin), 2075 nucleotides long. It is a transcript of the gene NTAQ1, whose product is annotated as N-terminal glutamine amidase 1. Gene Ontology annotation, cellular component: nucleus; cytosol. Gene Ontology annotation, molecular function: protein-N-terminal glutamine amidohydrolase activity; protein-N-terminal asparagine amidohydrolase activity. The record is from RefSeq and is a predicted model, not a curated record. The coding region runs from base 229 to 900 and encodes 223 amino acids. Lineage: Eukaryota; Metazoa; Chordata; Mammalia; Artiodactyla; Delphinidae. The transcript has 7 exons.